AUGGCGAUGACCAUUCUUGCUGAUACCGCGCCUUCUGUUACCAACAAUAGCACCAGCGCUCCGUCGCCUGUCAACGGUGCUCAAGACUCCCCACUGUCUACUCCUGUCUCGGCCCAUUCAGCCGUUGCCGCUCCCCAGUCUGUCCCCGCGGAUCCUCCGAGGACGGUGGUGGUAGUUUACGGGUCCGGCCAGGACACCAUCGUGCACCUGGUCGCCGAGGUUCUGGGCAAACCAUGGACCACGGAAACGUCACUGUCCUCCCUGGCGAAGGGCAGUAAUGCCGUGGUGGUGGGGAUUCUGGCCGCCGAGCUGGCACGCAGUCUCGACGAGUGCGACCCGUCUACUUUGAUCGUGAUCAACACGCACUGCGUGGACGACGGGUCGUCGCCGGACGAGGCGCUCACCGACCGCUGCGACUAUGAGUUUCUGUACUCACACAGCCCGUUUCUGCGGCGCGACCUGACACGCUUCCUGUCGUUGAUCCUGGGCCAGACGCGGCCGCACGAGGAUCUGAAGACCAAGACCCGCACCAACUUCAUCUCGACGACGUUCCCCGAUGUGCAUGCGGCGCUGCCGAACCUGGACAUCUUGUCUGUCGGGUCGGAUGCGGUGGAGAUCCGGGUGGAUCUGCUGGUCGAGCCGUCGCCGCAGGGGGUCGCCAGCCCCGUGCCGAGCCUGCGGUACGUGGGCCAGCAGGUGAUGCUGCUGCGGCAGCACACGGAGCUGCCGAUCAUCUUCACGACGCGCUGCACCAAGGAGAACGGCAAGUUCCCCAUGGACGACCCGAUGCUGUUCUACCGGUACCUGCGGCGGGCGAUCCAGUGGGGGUGCGAGUACAUCGAUGUGGAGCUGUGGCUGCCCGAGGAGAUCCGGCGGCGGCUGGCCGAGCAAAAGGGCCACAGCGUGAUCAUGUCGGCGUUCCAUGACUUUUCGGGCUCGUGGAAGUGGACGUCGCCCGAGGCGGCGCGCAUCUUUGCGGAGAGCGUGCGGUACGCGGAUAUUGUCAAGAUGAUCGCCAUGAUGGGCCAGCUGUCGCGCGCGCUCAACACGGUCUUCUCGCCCAUCACGCACCCGCUGCUGCCGAUGAUCGCCGCGCCGGGUCAGCUGACCGCGGCCGAGAUCAACGAGGCGAUGCACAUCAUGGGCGCGCUGCCGAAGCGCGAUCUGUACGUGAUUGGGUCGUUCCGGGCCACGCCGCAGUCCAUGUUCAUGGAGAAGUGUUUUAAUGAGCUGAGCCUGCCGCACACGCUGACGUCCAUCGACCGCGGUCCCAAGGGGACGAUCGAGGGGGUGAUCAUGCAGCCCAGCUUCGGCGGCGCCUCGGUGAACCCGCCUAUCUCGGCUGCGACGCCGUACAUUCCUGCGGUCAGCGAGGCCGCGCGGGCGAUCGGGUUGGUCGAUACAAUCGUAGUGGGGGAGCCGCAGCCGCAGCCUGGGUCGGGACCGCAGUCAUCACAAGGAUCGGGGACAACAAGAACACUAAUAGGGGAGAACGCGACAUGGAAAGGAAUCCGGGCGACGCUGACACGCGACUACGUGCCGUCCGCCUACCGGGGCCGAGCGGCGAUCAUCCUGGCAGGCUCGGAGAGCGAUGCCUCCGCAGCCAUCUAUGCGCUACGCAGUCUCGGGGUCGGAUCGAUCUACACUGUUGGAUUCCGAGCGACGGGACCGCUGGCGGCCGGACUGGAGCCCUUCACCUCCAUCCAGUCGGUGAAGCUGGUAGAGCAGCCGUUUGUGAUGGUGUCGGCGCUGCCGCCGGAGAAGUCGCUGCUGGUGCAGCCGCUGCUGCGACAUUACCGGAGCAACGGGCGGACGUCGCCGCGAUCGACGCGGGGCAAAGUGUACCUGGAUCUGACGGCGAGUUCGGGGGAGCGCAAGGGGAUCCGGUGGGCGUGGCGGUCAGUGCGGGCUGGACGGCGUACGGGAUCGACGAGGUGA
This is a messenger RNA of Aspergillus novofumigatus IBT 16806, 1938 nucleotides long. RefSeq names its product putative pentafunctional AROM polypeptide. Lineage: Eukaryota; Fungi; Ascomycota; Eurotiomycetes; Eurotiales; Aspergillaceae. The transcript is spliced from 2 exons. Gene Ontology annotation, molecular function: 3-dehydroquinate dehydratase activity. The coding region runs from base 1 to 1938 and encodes 645 amino acids. The record is from RefSeq and is a predicted model, not a curated record.